CACCGCCGCCGCCGUCUCGCACACGGGGCACAGGACGCGCGCGAUCCCCUCGAGUCCGGAUUGCCAUGGCCACCACGGCGUUCGCCGCCGCCAGGUUCUUCCCCGCCCACCUCGACUCCUCCCCACGCAUCGCGCCCCACCGCGUCGGGCCCACCGCGAAUCUCUCCUUCUCACCGCUUUCCGCCAACUCCUCGUCCCUGCGCCGCCUCCAUUCCCCCUGCCCAUCCGGCCCCGGGGGUAGGCUGCCCCCGCCGCCGCGAUCGUACGGCGGCGCCGGCGGAUCUGGCGACGCCGCGAACUCCGGUGGCGGCGAAGGCCGCCGCGGAGGCAUCCUCGGGCUCCUCCUCGCCGGGUGGGCCGCCCGCGUCGCUGCGGACCCGCAGUUCCCUUUCAAGGUGCUCAUGGAGGAGCUCGUCGGCGUCACCGCUUGCGUGCUUGGCGACAUGGCCUCCCGCCCUAACUUCGGCCUCAACGAGUUGGACUUCGUCUUCUCCACGCUCGUCGUCGGAUCCAUCCUCAACUUCGUCCUCAUGUACCUCCUCGCCCCCACCGCCGGCGUCGCCGCCGCCGCGUCGUCCGCCGCGUCCGCGCUCCCCAGCCACAUGUUCGAGCCCGGCGCGUACUCCCUCGGCUCCCGCGUCGCCACGAUCAUGUCCAAGGGCGCCACCUUCGCGGUGGUCGGGUUCGCGGCCGGGCUCACCGGAACCGCGAUCUCCAACGGGCUGAUCGCGAUGCGGAAGCGCAUGGACCCGGCGUUCGAGACGCCCAACAAGCCGCCGCCCACGCUGCUCAACGCGGCCACCUGGGCGCUCCACAUGGGUGUCAGCAGCAACCUGCGGUACCAGACGCUGAAUGGGAUCGAGUACCUGCUCGGCAAGGUCGCACCGGCGCCGGUGUUCAAGGUGUCCGUUGUUGCUCUCCGCUGCAUGAACAACGUGCUGGGUGGGAUGUCCUUCGUGCUGCUUGCCAGGCUGACCGGGGCGCAGAAAUCAGACAAGCCAGCGACGGUCGCGGAAGAGAAGGAGAGGUUGAUAGCUGUGGGCAAUGCCGCAGCAGAUGCCAUCAACGAGGCGAGGCAUGGAGAGGGUAAGUAGGUGGUAGAGGAGAGAGACGAGUAAGUUGAUGGUGCAUCAUCUCAGACUCGUUUGCUGGUUCUUGGACAUAGACCAAGAAACUCACCUAGUCACCUGUAGAGUUGGUUGGAAUAAGGAGUGGAGUGAGGUUCAGAACUUCUUUUUUAAAAAACUCUGUUUGUGGUUUAUCGGUGUUGAUGAUGACAUGCUUAGUGAUGGUAGAAUAAAGUUUUUUUUUCCUCUCAUGCUCAUUUGAUCGUUGACUCGAUGGGUAGCCUGUUUGUUAAAUACCUUCAGUUUUUGCAUGCA
Messenger RNA from Zea mays, 1382 nucleotides. RefSeq names its product Protein RETICULATA-RELATED 3 chloroplastic. Lineage: Eukaryota; Viridiplantae; Streptophyta; Magnoliopsida; Poales; Poaceae. The coding region runs from base 66 to 1094 and encodes 342 amino acids. The record is from RefSeq and is marked validated. The transcript has a single exon.